GUUUCCGGCCUGACAAUGGCCUUUCAUUUCAGUGCUAAUCAGUUCGAGGACCGCUUCCAGGCGCCAGGACUCUGCAAUUGGGAGUAUCCACGCUUUGCACCGCCACGACCUAGGUUACUAUUGAAGAAAGCCACGCCCAUAGUAGCCAAUAACGGUCACCUGCUGCCCACGGCCCGUAGGGACGGAAACUCCUUUGGACGCUUCCGUGGGACAUACGAGCUACCGCUGAAGAUCACCCGCAGCUUUUGCUGCCACUACGAUGCCUGUCUGAGCGGACGCUACAAGUUCCGUGACUUUCCGCGAGAUCUGUGCAACUGCCAGCUGCAGAACCGCCGGGCCUUGGCCUGCGACAAACGGAUGACACUGGGCGUUGUCGGGGAUCCGUAUUGGGCGCGACCUAAGUGCAUGCCCAAGUGCGAGGGCAUCCAGAAGAUCAAGGAUCUCCAUCAGCGGAGUGUCAGCUGCAAGCGGGCCAGUUGUGAAGUCAAGAGCUGCAGAACGAUUACCAUGCCGGGCAAGUCUCGAAUAACCUGCGUCAAGGUGGAAAGACACCGCAAGCGGCCCAUCACUGCUUUCGCCGUGAAUCAUGAGUCCCGAUAGGUGCCCAAAGGGGGAGCAGAGACCGAAACCCAGAAGCAGAUACAGAAGAAAAAGACGCAGAUCCAUAAACCAGGCAAAUUCCACUCAUUCUGAGUCAUCAAUUCCAGGCACAAUAUGUACUUUCAAUAACCAAUAAAUCCAGGCAUCUAUUGAAGCA
Drosophila persimilis is the source of this 757-nucleotide messenger RNA. RefSeq names its product protein Flattop homolog. The transcript has 4 exons. Gene Ontology annotation, biological process: cilium organization. Lineage: Eukaryota; Metazoa; Arthropoda; Insecta; Diptera; Drosophilidae. The record is from RefSeq and is a predicted model, not a curated record. Gene Ontology annotation, cellular component: ciliary basal body. Bases 16 to 600 code for a protein of 194 amino acids.